AUGUCUUUAUGUGAUUGUGGGUCUCCAUUAAAUGUAUCCAAUGGUAAUUUGCUCUACACCGCAACAACGUUUGGAUCAACUGCUUCUCUUGUCUGUGAUAGAGGAUAUGAUGGAAACGGUACAAUAAGCUGCCUUGACACUGGCAGUUGGGAAACACCACCAAUAUGUUCUGUAAAAGAUUGCGGGUCUCCAUUAAAUGUAUCCAAUGGUAAUUUGCUCUACACCGCAACAACGUUUGGAUCAACUGCUUCACUUGUCUGUGAUAGAGGAUAUGAUGGAAACGGUACAAUAAGCUGCCUUGACACUGGCAGUUGGGAAACACCACCAAUAUGUUCUGUAAAAGACUGUGGGUCUCCAUUAAAUGUAUCCAAUGGUAAUUUGAACUAUACCGCAACAACGUUUGGAUCAACCGCUUCUCUUGUCUGUGAUAAAGGAUUUGGGUAUGAUGGGAAUGGGACAAUAAGCUGCCUUAACACUGGCAGUUGGGAAACACCACCAAAUUGUUCUGUAAAAGGUGUAGAAUGUCCUGAAGGAUGGACCAGUUUCGAAAAAAGUUGUUACCUGUUUGUAGAAGAACUUAUGACAUGGGAAGCUGCCAAAAAUAAAUGCGAAUCAAUAAAAGGAUACCUUGUAGAAAUCAACUCUGCCUCUGAAAACACCUUUUUUAAAGAAACGAUCGGUGAUGCUUAUGUUUGGUUGGGAUUAAACGACAUACAAAAAGAAGGUGAAUUUGUGUGGGAAUAUUCAGGAGCAACAUUUGACAUCUCUGAAGUAGGCAAAGGCAUUAAUUUUAAUAGUGAAAUAACCGAUUGUGUCUAUCAUGGGUAUGCUAGCAAGUGGCUUGUAGAACUUUGUGAUUUCAACAAAAAUUAUAUGUGCGAAAUUUCACCCAAAAAAUGA
Messenger RNA from Ruditapes philippinarum (Manila clam), 900 nucleotides. RefSeq names its product sushi, von Willebrand factor type A, EGF and pentraxin domain-containing protein 1-like. Lineage: Eukaryota; Metazoa; Mollusca; Bivalvia; Venerida; Veneridae. Bases 1 to 900 code for a protein of 299 amino acids. The record is from RefSeq and is a predicted model, not a curated record. The transcript has 8 exons.